Messenger RNA from Sphaerulina musiva SO2202, 375 nucleotides. RefSeq lists its product as uncharacterized. The record is from RefSeq and is a predicted model, not a curated record. The coding region runs from base 1 to 375 and encodes 124 amino acids. The transcript has a single exon. Lineage: Eukaryota; Fungi; Ascomycota; Dothideomycetes; Mycosphaerellales; Mycosphaerellaceae.
AUGCCCUUUCACAUCUGCCUCUGCAUUGAAUCUGAUCUUGAAGCCCGUCAACGAAAUGAAGAAGAACAAGCGCACAUGGCUCCGCAAAGGCAAAGUUCAUCUAUGCUGCACCGGAAGCACACGAUGCAGCGCUCCGGACCUGUUUAUGCUGAAGCCAUCAGUAUGAUUACCAUCAUUGUUGUCAUCAUGCUUACUUCAGUUGCUGCGGUUCACACAGUAGAAGAGCCUGAAGAGGUGAACUUACUCCGCGACAGCCGUAGCCAGGGUAUCCAAACCUGCCUGGCCACCAAUACAGCCGCCACACGACUGCAGAACUGCAGGUCAUCAUUCAUAGCACGUGUGCUUUUCCCGGGGGCUCUGUGGCAACGGAGCUAA